UAUAUCAAUUAACGUCAUAUACAAUCAGAGAUAAUUUCAAUUGAUUAAUAAAGAAUUAAUGUAUGUACAUACAUAUGUAUGCAUGUAUGUAAUAAAUUAUAUUGCUUCAAAACACAUUUUUAGGUUAUAUAAUGUUUGUGAAAAGGAAGUAAUUCAAAGAAAAAUAUUGUGGGUGGAUUUUGACAAUAAUUGUUAUUUACCUCCUAUCUUUUAUUAAGUAUACAUAAAUCAAAUUUAAAACGACAUGCUUGCUAUUCUAUUAUUGAAAUGAUAUCGACAGCGCGAUAUAUGAAGAAAAAUCAUAGUUCUGCAAUAACUUAGUACCUAACGGUUAUUUAAGAACCUGAAGGUUAGUUUGUUAAAAUGUUUUCUCACAGCAAGUUGAAGUUGAUUUUGAAGAUACUUGCUUUGGCUCCCAGCUCACAGAAAGAGAGUACACAAAGGGUUCUUAAUUCGUUUUCGUUAAUAACAAUUAUAAGCGUUGUUUUAAGUGCCAUUUUUGGAUUUACUCUUGAUGUGUUUGGUGACGGAUAUAUUGUAUCAAGCCUUGCCACUUCGGUAGUAUUUAUUGGCCUGAUAGUUGGGCACCUUGCCGCUGUACUUGAGUCGUUGGUAAAACGAGAAAAGCAUGAUGAAUUUUUUGAAAAGCUUUAUGAGUUGGAUGAUUUCUUUCGAGUUAAAGUUGGGUAUACAAUUCCUGUUGCAAGUCAAUCCAAGAAACUUAAUGGAAAGUAUUCUAUAAUUACUUUAGUCGUAUUUGUGAGUCUGUUAAUCUAUAUUGGCUCAAUUCUCACUCAUACGUAUGAGGGCUUUUUCUGGCAUGGAAGCAUUUCCGUGAUUGUUUCACGAAUCAGGUGUAUUCAAGCAAGUGUAUAUGUUGAUUUAUUCAAUCUUCGUUUCCGACACCUCAACAAAGUUUUGAAGCAAUUGGCUAGUAGUCUAUUGAAACCAAGCAAUCAAAUACUGGAUAUUAAUUUGUGUGAUAUUGACAAUCCAAAAAGGAUUAUUGUAAUAAAAUCGAUUUACAGAAAGUUGUACGAUUUAGUUACCUAUCUAAAUGACGCUUUCGGGUGGUCAAUUUUAACGUUCACUGUCUACUUUUGCUUGGAUUUUACUUGCAACUGUUAUUGGCUUAUUUUGGCAUGGGAUGAUUACUUACCAUCAUAUCACAACCAUGAGUGUUUCUUCACUGUCUGCCCCAUUGUAUUGCUGAUGACUUCUUAUUGUUACAUUUGUUCCGAGUGCAUGCGAAUGAGUGAUAAUACAAAGCUGUUGGUUCAAAAGAUGCUGGUUACAAGUAAUAAUGAUCACACAAACGACUUAUUGAAUGCUUUUUUAAUGCAAAUUAACAAUCAGCCAAUUUUUAUCCAUGCCAAGAUGUUUUUUCGAGUAAAUUUGAAAUUGUUGACGAGUGUUAGUUAA
Eupeodes corollae is the source of this 1422-nucleotide messenger RNA. Its product is annotated as putative gustatory receptor 39b. Bases 364 to 1422 code for a protein of 352 amino acids. Gene Ontology annotation, cellular component: dendrite; neuronal cell body; axon. NCBI's taxonomy places the organism in Eukaryota, Metazoa, Arthropoda, Insecta, Diptera, Syrphidae. Gene Ontology annotation, biological process: sensory perception of taste. The record is from RefSeq and is a predicted model, not a curated record. The transcript has 2 exons.